Molecule: messenger RNA, 1483 nt
Organism: Pygocentrus nattereri (red-bellied piranha)
Lineage: Eukaryota; Metazoa; Chordata; Actinopteri; Characiformes; Serrasalmidae
Gene: eda
Product: ectodysplasin A
Exons: 8
Coding region: 158-1156 (332 amino acids)
Biological process (GO): animal organ development; immune response
Cellular component (GO): membrane
Molecular function (GO): death receptor binding; death receptor agonist activity; tumor necrosis factor receptor binding
Source: RefSeq, a predicted model, not a curated record
AAACCGGCCGCCCAAAAGGUUAUCAGCCUCGCAGACUUUCACUCUCUUUCACCCACAGUCACUCUCUCACUCUCUCACUCUUCACUUCGCUCCGCUUCACGCUCCCGCGCGCGCAUAUGAAUGCCGGAGCGCGCGCGCGGUCCCUCGCAGUGUGAGCAUGCCUGAGCAGGGCGCGUGCGCGUGCGGCGGCUGCGGCUGCAGGCGGCUCGUGGCGCUGAUCGCGGUGUCGCUCGCGCUGCACAUCGUGACGCUGGUGUGUUACGCGGAGCUGCGCGCGCAGGUCAAGCGCGAGAUCACGGCGCAGCAGAGGAGCCGAGAGACUGACACCGUGCACGAGCAGAGCAGAGCAGAGAGAUGGAGAGAGACGGAGGAGAGGGUCAUCCUGCGCUCCAAACGAUCAGAAGAGAAACCACCUGCAACUGGAAAAAGAAAAGGCGAGAGGAAGAAAGGGAAAAAGGGCCCCCGUGGCCCUCAGGGACCCCAAGGCCCCCGUGGACCUCAGGGUCCCCCGGGCCCACCUGGCCCACCCGGACCUCCAGGGCCUCCAGGAAUCCCUGGAUUUCCUGGAUACCCAGGCACCAAUGCCAUGGGACCCUCUGGACCACCCGGACCACCAGGACCUCCUGGGCCCCCUGGACCUCCAGGACCACAGGGACCUCCUGGACCUCAGGGACCAGGUGGAGGUGAGAAAGGCAGGUUCAGAGACUCACAGCCAGCUGUGGUGCACCUGCAAGGUCAGGAAACGACCAUACAGGUGAAAGAAGAUCUCUCAGAAGGCGUCCUAAAAAACUGGAAGAUGAUCCUGACGCACCCGCGUGUGUUUAAAAUGCACUCGCGCUCCGGAGAGCUGGAGGUGCUGGUGGACGGGACGUACUUCAUCUAUAGUCAGGUAGAAGUGUACUACCUGAACUUCACGGACAUUGCGAGCUAUGAGGUGAUGAUUGAUAAGGAUCCGUUCCUGCGCUGCACACGGAGCAUCGAGACCGGUCAGCGGAAGUUCAACACCUGUUACACUGCAGGCGUGUGUUGGCUCCGUGCCAAGCAGCGCAUCUCCAUCCGCAUGGUGUACGAGGACACCUCCAUCUCCAUGAGCAACCACACCACUUUCCUCGGCAGCAUCCGUCUGGGGGAGGCCCCGCCCACCGGACACACCUGAGCCCGUCAGCUCAGGUUUCAAUGUCUGUUAGACACAGCUGAGCCAAUCAGCUUUCGAAUUCCACUCACAGGACACAACUGAGCCAGUAAGCUCACUGACCACGCCCACAGGACACACCUGAGCCAAUUUGCUCACGCCCACAGGACACACCUGAGCCAAUUUGCUCACGCCCACAGGACACACCUGAGCCAAUUUGCUCACUCCCACAGGACACACCUAAGCCAAUUUGCUCAUGCCCACAGGACACACCUAAGCCAAUUUGCUCACGCCCACAGGACACACCUAAGCCAAUUUGCUCACGCCCACAGGACACACCUAAGCCUAUUA